AUGCGGAUGGUCCUGGAGAAACUCUGGGAGAAGGGGCAUGAAAUCGUGGCCGUGGUUCCUGAUGCUGCCUUGCUCUUGAAAAGCUCCCAGUCCUUCACCAUCAAAACGUAUUCGGUGCCUUACACCCAGGAGUUUGUGGACCAAUACUACCAGAAGUUGGGGGAAAAUAGCUUUGAGAGUCUAACGCUCUCACUUUUACUCAGAAACAUCACAGAGCUGACCAACAUGUUCACUUCUGCUUGUCGGCAUCUCUUGUCUGACAAAGAGCUCAUGAAGUACCUCCAGGACAGCAAAUUCGAUGCCGUCAUGAUGGACCCUGUGCUGCCCUGUGGGCCCAUUCUGGCUGAGUAUCUCUCCCUCCCCUCUGUGUACUUCAUGCGCGGCCUUCCUUGCACCUUAGACUACAAAGCCGCGCAGUCUCCCAGCCCUGUAUCCUACGUGCCCAAGACUUUAUCAUCUCUUUCCGACCACAUGGCGUUCCCAGAGCGAGUGAAGAACUUCUUGAUCGGGCUCUCCGAGCCUUUGCUUUGCCACCUGUUUUAUUUGAAAUACGAGAGCUUGGCCUCCGAGUUCCUGCACAGGGAUGUGACGAUGCAGGAGCUGUUCAGCCAAGCAUCAGUGUGGCUGAUGAGAUACGACUUCGUUUUUGAGUAUCCGCGCCCCAUCAUGCCCAACAUGGUCUAUGUUGGAGGCAUCAACUGUCUGCAGAAGAAGCCACUCUCAAAGUUAAAAUUCAAGUGGGAAGCACCCCGUGAUUCACUCCUCAUCCCCAGCCACAGUUUCACCGCCGUUUAUAACUUCGCUAGCGGCACUGGAGAAAUGGUUUCUCCAAAGCCAGGAUUUCUUUCUCUUGCCUCUCGGGCUGUGUUUUUCCUGCUGCUGUGGACUUCUGGUGAAGGUGGGAAGCUCUUGGUCAUACCCAUUGAUGGCAGCCACUGGCUCAGCACACUCCCGGUCAUAGAGAAGCUCAGGGACAAGGGACACGAAAUCGUGGUGGUUGCGCCGGAGAUAAAUUUGCGGAUCCAUUCAUCCCCACUUUACACCUUGAAAACCUACCCUGUGUCCUACACCAAGGAGUUUGUGGAGGCAGAAUUUAAAGAGAUGGGCCACAGGAGUUUCACACCUCAGCCCUUCUUGAAAAAACUCUCCAAAAUUGCCAAUUUUACAAGCAUGUUCUUGGAUUCCUGCAAGCGUCUGCUGUCCGACAAAGAGCUGAUCCAGUACCUCGAAGGAAGCAAAUUUGAUGCCAUCUUUAUGGAUCCCUUCUUCCCAUGUGGGCAGAUACUGGCAGAACAUCUGUCCCUGCCCUCGGUGUACUUCCUGCGGGGGCUGCCGUGCAGCGUGGAAUUCCAGGCCACGAUGUGUCCCAGCCCUCCUUCCUACGUCCCGCGGUUCUUCACGCGCUCCACGGACCGCAUGUCCUUCGGGCAGCGCCUGGGCAACCUCCUGGCCACCCUGGGCAGCUCCCUGGCCUGCUCUGUCCUUUAUUCCCCCUACAAUCCCUUGAUCCGGGAGUUCCUGCAGCGGGAGGCGACCGUGCCCGAGCUGUUCAGCCACGCCGCUGUUUGGCUCAUGAAAUACGACUUUGUCUUUGAGUACCCCAGGCCCCUCAUGCCCAACAUGGUCUUGGUCGGAGGCAUAGGCUGCACUCGGGGAAACAAAUUAUCCCAGGAAUUUGAAGCCAUGGUGAACGCCUCUGGAGAGCACGGCAUCGUUGUCUUCUCGCUGGGCUCCAUGGUGUCCGAGAUUCCCAUGAAGAAAGCCAUGGAGAUCGCGGAGGGCUUGGGAACAGUCCCUCAGACGGUCUUCUGGCGCUACACAGGCAAGGCACCCCCCAACCUGCCCAAGAACGUGAAGCUCGUCAAGUGGCUGCCUCAGAACGACCUCCUGGCCCACCCCAAGACUCGUGCCUUCAUCACCCAUGGAGGCUCCCACGGCGUUUAUGAGGGAAUCUGCAACGCUGUGCCCAUGGUGCUGAUGCCUCUCUUCGGGGACCAGAUGGACAACGCCAAGCGAGUGGAGUCCCGCGGAGCAGGGCUGACCCUCAACAUCCUGGAGAUGACUUCCACCGACAUCUCCAACGCCCUGAAAGCCGUGAUCAACGACAAAACGUACAAGGAGAACAUCCAGCGCCUCUCCGACCUGCACCUGGACAGACCCAUCCACCCUCUGGACCUGGCCGUGCACUGGGUGGAGUUUGUGAUGAGGCACAAGGGGGCCCCUCACCUGCGCCCCGCCGCCCACGACCUCAACUGGGUGCAGUACCACUCGCUGGACGUCAUCGCCUUCCUGGCCGCCGUCACCCUCCUCUUCCUCUUCAUCUCCUUCAAGUGCUGCGUCUGCUGCUGCCGCAGGUGCUGCGGCAAGAAGGGCAGGACGGGCAAGGCCACCAAAGCCAAGUCCCACUAG
This is a messenger RNA of Melospiza georgiana, 2409 nucleotides long. It is a transcript of the gene UGT1A1, whose product is annotated as UDP glucuronosyltransferase family 1 member A1. Gene Ontology annotation, molecular function: UDP-glycosyltransferase activity. NCBI's taxonomy places the organism in Eukaryota, Metazoa, Chordata, Aves, Passeriformes, Passerellidae. The coding region runs from base 1 to 2409 and encodes 802 amino acids. The record is from RefSeq and is a predicted model, not a curated record. The transcript has 6 exons.